CUGAGGCUGCUUCUGCUCUUCACUUUCUCUACAACUUUUCCCUCACUUUCCUUCAGGGCCGCUAGCUCUUUCUAUUUUCUGUAAUAUUACUUACUCUUUUUAGCUAAAUUCCCAUUUAGAGUUUCAAGCACAUAUAUGGCAUCAAGCCCUUUCAGUUCUUCAAGUACUGGUUCUAACUCCUCAUGGACACCAAAACAAAACAAGCAAUUCGAGCAGGCUCUGGCUUUCUACGACAAGGACACCCCAGACCGCUGGCAAAAUGUUGCAAAGGCUGUGGGUGGGAAAUCUGCAGAGGAAGUUCGAAGGCAUUACGAGGUUCUUGUCCAGGACCUGAAGAACAUAGAAUCUGGCCAUGUCCCCCUGCCCAAUUACAAAACCAGCACUGCAAAUACUGGGAGCAAUGGCAGACUAGGAUUUGGAGACGAGCAGAUCAGGUCGCUCAUGAAGAAUCUAAGGCUAUAA
This is a messenger RNA of Juglans microcarpa x Juglans regia, 462 nucleotides long. Its product is annotated as protein RADIALIS-like 3. The record is from RefSeq and is a predicted model, not a curated record. The coding region runs from base 136 to 462 and encodes 108 amino acids. NCBI's taxonomy places the organism in Eukaryota, Viridiplantae, Streptophyta, Magnoliopsida, Fagales, Juglandaceae. The transcript is spliced from 2 exons. Gene Ontology annotation, molecular function: DNA-binding transcription factor activity.